Molecule: messenger RNA, 1062 nt
Organism: Fimicolochytrium jonesii
Lineage: Eukaryota; Fungi; Chytridiomycota; Chytridiomycetes; Spizellomycetales; Powellomycetaceae
Exons: 7
Coding region: 138-848 (236 amino acids)
Source: RefSeq, a predicted model, not a curated record
ACCGACGAUCAUGAACGCACCAUAGCACGUCUGCCGCAGGGUUGCCAUCAUCGGCGACGCCUAAGGCAGAGGUACAAUGAUGUGGAAGGAAUCCGCAACGGUGUCACCCUUCAGGAAGUGGAAGUCAGGUCAGGUCAAUGCGACCUCUGAUAAUACGUACAGUACACCGGAGGGUCAUCAGAGCUACUAAGCAAUCAAUGCGAGCGAACGCUGCGAAAAAAGAAGCCACUAAAUACCGCACACACAAUAGAUCCCAUCCAAGCUAUCUACCCCAACUCCACAAGAAACCACCAACCCCAAGAGAUUCUUCUGCCAUGGGCGAUGACCAGGGGAAUGCUACGUUGCAUUUACAAAGUCAUGACUGCCGUAAGCUCAUUCACCAGCGGCCGCCCUUCAAUGAUCUCGUUCUGGAAGACGAUGUCAGAGGGGAUGUUCGGGGCCUCUCGAGGAGAAGAAUGGGAGCCUUUGAAAAAGAUCUGGAUCGAAACCCGAAGGCUACCUGCAGAUGUCGUCUAAAUAAUCCACAAAGGAUUGCAUGUUUCGACGAGAUCUGCAGCCGACGGCGCGAUGCAGUCUUCACUCGCAAAGGUUUGCUUAGCCCUCUCAAUGAGCAAAUCACACCGGUCACGGCAUCAGGGACCCGGGCAAAUCGAGCAAGUGAGAUGCGCCUCGACCUGCUGUUCGGUAUGACGACGCCCACCCGCAAAGUCGAAGAGUUCAAUUGCAAAGAGCCGUUCUUGCAUUUGGCAUUUGAUGCCGGUCGCCACUUGAAUGUCCUCUAUCUGCCGCUUGAAUCCGUAAUGGCCUGCAAGAACCGACAUGACUUGUUCCCGCCUGUGCCGAUGUGACACCCGAUGUUCGAACUCGAGAAAGAGGACGGGGCAUCUGACAACAAUCUCCUCGUUGGUGGAAUCUCGACAUACGACGCCGCGCUCAAGGACUUCGCGUUGGUCGGCAAUUACAUGCCCCAUGUCGAUGCCUUUCAGCGUGUUGGAUGUGCAGAUGAAAUGCCAGAGGAUGAGCGGGCAAACAACAACCCUUCGGUCGAUGGCCCAAGCGCGG